UCUACAUUGACCCAACGCUUCUUCUCCGGCACAAUUUGUUCAGAGAUCGGGUCGAACUCAAAAGAUCGAUUUUUAGAUGAUAGAUUUGGUUCCGUAAUAAUAUCUUCUGAUUUGGACUGAAGAAACAGGAUUACUCAAGUUUGGGGUUGUAGGAGAAGAUAAACAAACACACUUUGAGUAAACCUGAUGAGUGGAGGAGGCUCGAGUAGUUUGCGUUCGGCAUUGUCCUAUUGUGUGCAGCAAGUACGAAACUAUGACUAUCAUCACUACCUUUGUCUCCUUGAACUCCCAACUGAGAUGCGUAAAGCUGCAUUUGCUCUCCGAGCAUUUAAUGUAGAAACUGCAAGAGCCAUGGAUGUUGCAUCUGAUCCCAAAAUUGGCUUGAUGCGUUUACUUUGGUGGCAAGAUGCAAUUGACAAACUCUACACCAAAAAGCCCAUCAACCAUCCAGCUGCACAAGCUCUGUCUUGGGCAAUAUCAGAGCAUAACAUCAGUAAACCUUGGCUAAAACGCUCGGUUGAAGCUAGAAUCCGAGAUGCGCAAAGAGAAGUAGACGAUAUACCAGAGAGCAUCGAGGAGCUAGAGAAAUACGCAGAAGACACGGUAUCCACACUUUUGUACAACACCCUCCAAGCUGGUGGAAUUAGUUCGACAACAGCGGAUCAUGCAGCUUCACACAUUGGUAAAGCCAGUGGUCUUGUCUUGCUACUGAAAUCAUUACCUUACCACUGUACCAGAAACCGUCACCAAAGUUACAUCCCUGCGAAACUCGCUGAGAAGCACGGGUUGCUCGUGAAACAAGGUGGACGAUUAGAAAUCCUUCUGGAUAACGAUUCAAGAGAAGGACUAUGCAAUGUCGUGUUUGAUAUUGCAUCUGUUGCCAAUGCACAUCUCCUGAAAGCCCGUGAACUGGCGGGAAAGGUUCCCAAUGAAGCUAAACCCGUUCUGCUUCAUUCUGUGCCUGUACAAGUUCUUCUGGAUUCGUUGAGUAAAGUACAGUUCGAUGUGUUUGAUCCGAGGAUACAAAGAGGAGUCCUUGGUGUUCCUCCGCUAUUGUUUCAGUUUAAACUCAAGUGGUAUUCAUGGAGAGGAAUGUUCUGAAAACUUCUCUCUUUUUUUUUCUCGGUUUCAAAGACAUUACAUUAAAUUUCCUGUUUGUCUGUAUUUUUCCUUGUAAUAAUACAAAUUUACAAUGUGAUCGUUACAAAUAAAAGAACUUAUCUCCUACUUACAAAUAAUAUACAGUUUCAUGUGUUA
Messenger RNA from Camelina sativa (false flax), 1257 nucleotides. RefSeq lists its product as uncharacterized. The record is from RefSeq and is a predicted model, not a curated record. Lineage: Eukaryota; Viridiplantae; Streptophyta; Magnoliopsida; Brassicales; Brassicaceae. Gene Ontology annotation, cellular component: mitochondrion. Gene Ontology annotation, biological process: biosynthetic process; mitochondrial respiratory chain complex I assembly.